Messenger RNA from Closterium sp. Yama58-4, 552 nucleotides. The record is from the annotation of a GenBank genome assembly. NCBI's taxonomy places the organism in Eukaryota, Viridiplantae, Streptophyta, Zygnematophyceae, Desmidiales, Closteriaceae.
AUGGAGUUUGACCAUCGCGUGGAAAUGGACCUAUCAGUGCCUGCUGACGUGGCGUGGCAGCUGUGGGUGGAUCUGGAGCAGGCACCCAAGUGGAUGAAAUGGAUUCAACGGGUGGAUCUGCUGCCUGCGAGUCACCUGGAGCACUCAGCAGCAGCGCACAGCUCCAGCAAUGAUCUCCUCUCCUCACGAACAGCAUCAGCCGCAGCAGAAGCUGCGGAAGGAGCAGAAGGAGCGGAAGGAGCGGAAGCAGCAGAAGCAGCAGAAGGAGCGGAAGGAGCGGAAGCAGCGGAAGCAGCGGAAGCAGGAGAGGUGGGGGGGGAUCUGCAGCACCGCAUUCAGCUCUCCAGAUGGACCUGCUGCACCACUGGCUUCGAGGUCUCCUGGACGGCCCGUGUGAUGCGGCUAAGUGAAUCGCCACCCGACCGCGUGCUGACGUGGCAGACAGUGGAGGGCAUUCCGUGCCGCGGGCAGGUCACCAUCCGAGAUGCUGCCAGCUCAGCACAGGAGGGGGAGGGGCCCAGCAGCAGUGCUGUCACUUCAAAUGUCUUGUGA